This is a messenger RNA of Eremothecium cymbalariae DBVPG#7215, 603 nucleotides long. It is a transcript of the gene RPL16B, whose product is annotated as 60S ribosomal protein uL13. Gene Ontology annotation, biological process: negative regulation of translation; translation. Gene Ontology annotation, cellular component: ribosome; cytosolic large ribosomal subunit. Gene Ontology annotation, molecular function: structural constituent of ribosome; mRNA binding. The coding region runs from base 1 to 603 and encodes 200 amino acids. The record is from RefSeq and is a predicted model, not a curated record. NCBI's taxonomy places the organism in Eukaryota, Fungi, Ascomycota, Saccharomycetes, Saccharomycetales, Saccharomycetaceae. The transcript is spliced from 2 exons.
AUGUCUUCUUUUGAACCUGUUGUUGUCGUUGACGGUAAGGGCCAUUUAUUGGGUCGUUUGGCUUCUACUGUUGCUAAGCAAUUGUUGAAUGGCCAAAAGAUUGUCGUAGUCAGAGCUGAAGCUUUGAACGUAUCUGGUGAGCUAUUCAGAAACAAGUUGAAGUACCACGACUACUUGAGGAAGGCUACUAUCUUCAACAAGACUAGAGGUCCAUUCCACUUUAGAGCUCCAUCAAGAAUCUUCUACAAGGCUGUUAGAGGUAUGAUUGCUCACAAGACUGCCCGUGGUAAGGCCGCUUUGGAAAGAUUAAAGGUUUUCGAGGGUGUUCCACCUCCAUACGACAAGAAGAAGAGAGUUGUCGUCCCACAAGCUUUGAGAGUUUUGAGAUUGAAGCCAGGUAGAAAGUACACCACCUUGGGUAAGUUAUCUACCACUGUUGGCUGGAAAUAUGAGGAUGUUGUUGCCAAGUUGGAAGAGAAGAGAAAGGUCAGAUCUGCUGAAUACUACUCCAAGAAGAAGGCCUUCAACAAGAAGGUUUCUGUUGCCACUGCUGCUGCUGCUGAGUCUGAGGCCGCCAAGCAGUUAGCCCAAUUCGGUUACUAA